Molecule: messenger RNA, 1853 nt
Organism: Dromiciops gliroides (monito del monte)
Lineage: Eukaryota; Metazoa; Chordata; Mammalia; Microbiotheria; Microbiotheriidae
Gene: PGAP3
Product: post-GPI attachment to proteins phospholipase 3
Exons: 8
Coding region: 140-1267 (375 amino acids)
Biological process (GO): GPI anchor biosynthetic process
Cellular component (GO): endoplasmic reticulum membrane
Molecular function (GO): hydrolase activity, acting on ester bonds
Source: RefSeq, a predicted model, not a curated record
CCUUAACUAGUCCAGCAAAAAAACCUACAAAACACAGAACCUGAUGCUUCAACAAUUUGAUCAACUCUGGGAAUGAAGAGGAGAGGGCAGGGAGUGGCCCUCAGAACAAACAUUCCUCCGCGUGAGGACUGGCUCAGAGAUGACCCUAGGACCCUCGGAACCUUCAGGCAGCAAGCGACGGGGUCGGGGGGAGCGAAAGGGUGAGGAACGGAGGGGUGUGGUUUGGAAAAGAAUGAACACGGAACACUUCCUGCGAGACCGGAAGUGGAGGCGAGGGAGGCGGCCACGGGCCCAGGCUACGGGGAUGGCCGGGCGGACGACCCUGCUGGCCCUGCUGGCUGGCGCCGCAGCGCUAGCGGACGCGUCCCAAGGUGACCGGGAACCAGUGUACCGGGACUGCGUCCUCCGCUGCGACGAGUGGAACUGCUCCGGGGCCGGACUGCAGCACUUCCGCUCCCACCAGCCAAUCUACAUGAGUCUGGCAGGCUGGACCUGCAGGGAUGACUGUAAGUAUGAAUGCAUGUGGGUCACCGUGGGCCUCUACCUCCGGGAAGGUUACAAAGUUCCUCAGUUUCAUGGAAAGUGGCCCUUCUCUCGGUUCCUUUUCUUCCAAGAACCAGCCUCAGCUGUGGCCUCCUUCCUCAAUGGUUUAGCCAACCUGAUCAUGCUCAGCCGCUAUCGGACCUCUGUCCCAGCCUCCUCCCCUAUGUACCACACCUGUGUGGCCUUUGCCUGGGUCUCGCUCAAUGCCUGGUUCUGGUCCACAGUAUUUCACACAAGGGACACCAGCCUCACUGAGAAAAUGGACUAUUUCUGCGCCUCCACAGUGAUUCUGCAUUCCAUCUAUCUGUGCUGUGUGAGGACUUUGGGGCUACAGCAUCCAGCCGUGGCCAGUGCCUUCGGGGGGUUCCUGCUGCUGCUGCUAGCCGCCCACAUCUCCUACCUGAGCCUCGUCCACUUCGACUAUGGCUACAACAUGGUGGCCAACGUAGCCAUGGGCUUGGUAAAUCUGGUCUGGUGGCUGGGCUGGUGUCUCUGGAACCAACCUCGGUUGCCUCACGUGUGGAAGUGCGCUGUGGUGAUGAUUCUGCUGCAGGGGCUAGCUUUCCUUGAACUGCUGGACUUCCCUCCCAUCUUCUGGGUCUUGGAUGCCCAUGCUAUCUGGCAUAUCAGCACCAUCCCCAUCCACUUCCUCUUUUUCAGUUUCCUGAUGGAUGACAGCCUCUACCUUCUCAAGGACAUCCCCAUCCCACUAAAGAUGGAUUGAAGGGGCUGGGGACAGCUUGGCUUCAUCCUGGCCUCGGCUCUGGCCAUUGGGAGCUACAGCCCACGGGGCGAUGUGUUUUCUUCCCUUUACUCCCUAAACUUGGCCUCUGGUCAGGGGAGGAGUGACUCCAGGACUCCACCCCUUUCUCCAUGCCAUUGCCCUCUCGCUGCCUUCAGAGCACUGUUGGACUUGAGCUCUCUCUCCCGUUCCCUCCAGACUCUGUGGGCUUAGUGGCUGAGCCAGACCAUUGGAUGAACACUCCCCCAACACUCCCCCACUGCCCUACAGAAAUGUAAAGGCUUCCUUCCCUCACAGGGAGUGUGCACCCGGCACAAGUGCUCAAGGGAAGCUUCCUUCUACCCCUCAGAAUGUCCACACUGCCUCCGUCCCCUGUGGGCUUCCCCAGACCUGUCUUCCUGCCCAUGGUGGAAGUAAGGAGGGGGGGCUUUCCUUUUCCUUUUCCAACAGGUGCCCUCCCCAAUGGUACCACUAGGUGGCGAUGGAUGCUAGUUGUCUGGCGUCCCCAGGUGGGGGCUACUGAUCUCACCCCCCACCCCCCCAGGAGAGAUACAGAGGCCCCAUAGAG